AUAAGCAUGGCUCAAGACUCGCGCUCUGUCCAUUUUCCAGUUGGCAUUUUAGGGAUCUCCAGUGGUUCCCUGCUGCUUCUAGUAAACAACUAUGCCAGCACUUCUGGGGAAGACUUCAUCCCUCAGACUGCACUGGGGAUUCUUCUCCUAGUGAUUGCUGCUGUUUUAGCAAAUGCAGGUGUCCUCGGUCUCUCCCACGGCCAACUGUUUUCCCUCUUGUGUCUGACAGUGUCGGGGCUAUGGACCGGCUCAGGCCUGGUGUACAUUCUAGCAGGACAAGGGGUCAUUCCGCCCGAUGACCUAGGACCAUCCCUGGUUCCUGGCCUGGCUGCUUUCACCCUGGCACUCCUCCUCAUAGCUAUCGUAGCACUCUUAGCAAAGAAGGCUGUUCUCUUUAUCAUAGCGCUCAGCAUUAGCCUAGCAUGCGCCCAUGAAAUAGCAGGUCUGUCGGCCGCUGGCUUUGGCCGAUCCGCCACGGCCGCUAACUACCUCUUUGUCUGUUUGGCGGGGGUCUACUUUGGCGUUGGACACCUGUUGUCUUACAUCACCCACGGUGAGGUGGAACUGGUCGCAACCUGGGCGAAGGAGAAGCCUGUUCAGAAAGCACAGCAGGACCCAGAAUGCACCAGCAUGACGUUAGUAAGCCUGGUGAUGAACCUUCUGGCUGCCUCCGUGCUAGCUUGUCCUCUGCUAGGCGUGGUUCCUCAGCUCUCCACGGGCCACGUGCCUUGGCUGUGGACGGCCGGCGUGUUUCAGCUGGCCAUGUGCGUCCUCUCCUACCGGGACAUGGACCCGCUCGGAGCCACCUUCUGCGGCUUCAUGGCUCUGCUGAGGUUUGCCGAGGGCUACACUGCGCUCCUUUUCUCCAUCCAGCCCUAUUCCCCCGUCCCCUUCCCCGUCGUCUUCUCCGUGCUGCUCUUCAUCAUGGCCGUGUUCAGCUGUCAGAAGAGUCUGACAGAGGGCGUGUACCAGCUGUUCUUUGUGGCUUACCUUAUCGCCGUCGCCGCAGAGCCCCUCGGCUUCCUCCAAAGAGGUACCCAGGGUGUGCAGGCGGCCAUUUUUGUAGUCUCCGCUGGCGUGUUGUUUGUUUACGCUCUCAAUAUGAACUUCAGCCGGAGAAUUCCUACAGGACAGGGCCUUUUGAAGGCUUUGGUGAGCAAGAUAAAUGCCCUCACUCUUAGAACCCACGACAAAGACUUUCACACGCCUUAUCUGGGCCUCUCCAAGUACGCUGACGCGGAGGUGCUGGGGCAUGCCUGCAGUGUGCUGGCUGCUUUCGCCAUCACAGCCACCAUCGGGGAACGCGGUCCGCUCUUUGUGCUGGUCCUCCCCUGGGCAGUAGUAGCGGGCGGGGUGCUCCAGUUGCUUUGUGGCAGUGUGUGUUUCGCACGGGGUAAGACCCUAGAGAGCACGGCCUUUAUUCUGUACGGCGUGAUGUGGGUCGUAUGGGGGCUGACGCGAUACGGCGGCCUGUACGGCGAGAGCAGAGGGUUUAACGUGGCCGUGGGAAUCAUCGGCUUCAUGCUGUUCAACGCCUUGGUUACCGUGGCGGCGCUGUUCCUGAACGUAGCUUGGUUCGCCUACGCGCUGACCUUCCAGCUCAUCCUCAUUAGCUUCCUGCUCGACGCCAUUGGGUCCCUGCCGUUCGGCUAUGACAUCGGGGUCACCAUCAUCUUCGGCCUGGUCAGUUUCUAUUGUUUCCUGGCGCACCUGUUCAACGGCACCUUCCAGUCCCCCCAGAUCCCUUUGGGACCAGCUCUUGUCAAGUUGAGUGGUACCGGGGGAAGCAGGGAUGCUUGCCUGCACGUACCAGCCCGGAAGGCUGCCUCCGUCAACCAGAUCGCAGAAAUCAUGAAAAACGGCGGCAUAUGUGGAAUGCCGACAGAUACCGUCUACGUGCUGGUGGCAGCUUGCAACAGGCCGGAUGCUGUUGUCAAAGCUUACAAGGUGAAAAAGCAGGCCCAGGAUCGGCCCAUGUCGAUGUGGAUCUCGUCCAUAAAGCAGUUGGAUCCGGUCAAGCACCUGUUGAGCCCCCUGCUGCUAGAUUUCAUGGAGGCUGCAUGGCCCUCCUCCAUAAGCAUGGUCAUACCCAGAGGGCCCUGGCUGGAUGCCUUUGGUUUAGGAGAGGCAGCGAAACACAUUGGAACCCCACAGAGCAUUGCAAUCAGAAGCCCGGACUGUACCGUUGCCACACAUCUCAUUAAUAUGGUAGGACCAAUAGCUGUUACAUCGGCUAACCCUACAGGUGAAGCAGACACAACUCAUCACAAUCAAGUGUAUGCCAAACUAGGAGACAAGGUCAAUGGCGUCCUAUGUGAUGGGCCAUCUCCAGAAAACAUUGCUUCUACUGUGGUAGACUGCACCAAGAUUGAAACGGGUCAUAUUGGUUUCUUCAGGGUGGGUCUCAUCCCAAAAUCAAAGGUUCUGCAAAUUUUUGAAGAGGUUCAAAGACAACAAAAGCAUGGGAAAAUGAAUCCUGCUUUUGAGGCGGAUAUUUCAGACUCACCAAGGAGUGUCAAUCUAUAUGCUAGUGUAGAUGAAGAGAUCACAGAGGAGCCUGAACAAUGAAAUGAGUGACCACAACUCUGAAUAAAGUAUGAGUCAACGUAUGAAAUGCAUUGCUCAUAAGCAGUCAUUAAACGUGAUGGACCACUAUGAUACAAGUGCAUGGGCUACUGCCUAACCAUGAGGAAAGAUGCACUUAAUUUUUAAGGUUUCCUCGAUCAGUAUAUAAUGUCAUGAAUAAUGACAGAUACUUUAAAAGUGUAUGUAUACUUGUUAUAGAGGAAUAUUGAUAGAAAUACCAACAUGCCAAAAAUGAACACAUAAAUUAUUUGUAAUAUAUUUGUGAUAAUGUAAAUUAUUAUUGUUUGUUUAUUGACUUUGAAUUAAAUAUACAUAUGAACUUACAUAAAAUCUGCACUAUUACCACACUGUUACUUUACAAAGGCUAAUGGGGUUGUUUUUCAUGCCACUGUAACUGUAAAGAAAAU
This is a messenger RNA of Gadus chalcogrammus (walleye pollock), 2993 nucleotides long. RefSeq lists its product as uncharacterized. The record is from RefSeq and is a predicted model, not a curated record. The coding region runs from base 7 to 2568 and encodes 853 amino acids. Gene Ontology annotation, biological process: regulation of translational fidelity. NCBI's taxonomy places the organism in Eukaryota, Metazoa, Chordata, Actinopteri, Gadiformes, Gadidae. Gene Ontology annotation, cellular component: cytoplasm. The transcript is spliced from 9 exons. Gene Ontology annotation, molecular function: tRNA binding; nucleotidyltransferase activity; double-stranded RNA binding.